Messenger RNA from Ziziphus jujuba (common jujube), 2768 nucleotides. RefSeq names its product WRKY transcription factor SUSIBA2. Gene Ontology annotation, biological process: regulation of DNA-templated transcription. The transcript is spliced from 5 exons. Gene Ontology annotation, molecular function: DNA-binding transcription factor activity; sequence-specific DNA binding. The record is from RefSeq and is a predicted model, not a curated record. The coding region runs from base 339 to 2555 and encodes 738 amino acids. NCBI's taxonomy places the organism in Eukaryota, Viridiplantae, Streptophyta, Magnoliopsida, Rosales, Rhamnaceae.
UACCAAAAAUUAAAUUAAAUAAAAAAAAUAAAAAAGGAAAAACCUUAGGAAGAAUUUCAUUUUCAGUUUUGAAAACCUGUAAAAAAUUUGAGGUGUACCUGGUUCGCUUUCUCUUUUUCUCUGUGUCAUUUCUGUGUUCUAAAGAAUAAUCUAAUCUGACAAGUUUCGGCUCCACACACACUGGAGCUGAAACUCAUAGAGGGUUUGAAAUUAUCAAAAUUCCUUAUUUUAUUUUUAAUGAAAUUCCAAUAAACAAAUUGAAAGCCACCAAAAAAAAUAAAUAAAAACAGUCAUAGUCACUGUCAUGUCACUGGUUGCGUAAAAGAGAGAGAGAGACCAUGGAACAAGAUGAUAACAUUGUAACCUCCAGCUCCGAUGAUCGGAAAACCUUAAUUCCGACCACCGAUGAGCCUAUGCUUGCGAUGAUGGCAGCAGCAUCGUCCAAGGCUGGAGCGAGCAUUGCGGAGAGGAGGGCCGCCAAAUGUGGAUUCAACGCUGAGAGGAUCAGUACGGCGAGGUUUCGGACCACCAGCCCUUUGGCCUCUCCGGCGGCUAGGUCGCCGUGCCUCACUAUUCCGCCUGGUAUUAGCCCCACCGCCUUGCUCGACUCCCCCAUUAUGCUUCCCAAUUCUCAGGCACUGCCAUCACCCACCACUGGAACAUUUCCAUUGCCUUCUUUCUAUCAUGAAAGUUCAAUUCUGAAUUCCAUGACUCGUGAAGAUGGAGACAAGGGCAGUGAGCAUCACUCCUUCAGAUUCAAGCCUCAUGGGGAUGUUAAGCAUCUGUCAAGGCAUUCUAGUUUUGAAAAUCAGCAAGUUGAGGUUGACUAUCAAGCUCUUGUCUUGGAGCAACCACAGAUGGAUUUCGAAUUCCCAGCAGAGUUUCCUGGAGAAGCUACCUCGAAAUACUGUGUUGUGAAUUCAUCUAAUGAUGUAAAAGUCUCAAACAGCAUGAUUAUAAAUGCCAACUGUGUUAACCAGCAGAGGUGUCCUGUUGACAUGGCUACUGAUCAAACUUUGUUGUCCAGAGAACCUACUCAUCAUGAGGAUACCGGGACUGAUAAUCUGUCAGAAGGAAACCAGAAGGGAUCUUACCCAUCAGUGGGAAUGGUAAAGACUUCAGAAGAUGGAUACAAUUGGAGAAAGUAUGGGCAGAAACAGGUUAAAGGUAGUGAAUACCCGAGGAGCUACUAUAAAUGCACCCAUCCAAAUUGUCAGGUGAAGAAAAAGGUGGAACGAUCCCAUGAUGGUCAAAUAACAGAAAUCAUCUAUAAGGGUGCUCAUAAUCAUGCGAAACCUCAGCCUAACCGUCGAGCUGCACUUGGAUCUACAUUUUCACUAGAUGAGAUGUCUGAGAUGGGUGAAGGCAGUGGAACUUGUGUCAAAGUUGAAGGUGGAUCAGUUUGGACAAAUAUUCAAUCUACAACUGAAAUUAGACAUGGUUCUGAGGGAAGGACCGAUGGUCUGGAGAGGACAUCCUCAACAUCUGUUAUAACAGACCUUUCUGAUCCAUUAUCAACAACCCAAGGAAAAUCUGUGGGUGUAUUCGAAUCAGCCGAAACUCCAGAGCUUUCAUCUACACUUGCAAGUCAUGAUGAUGAAGAAGAUGGGGCCACCCAGGGAAGCAUCUUACUUGGAGAAGACGCAGAUGAUGAAGAAUCUGAGUCAAAAAGAAGAAAGAAAGAGUGCUGCUUGAUUGAAACAAAUUUGGCAUCCAGGGCCGUACGUGAACCAAGAGUAGUUGUCCAAAUUGAAAGUGAAGUGGACAUACUUGAUGACGGAUAUCGCUGGCGAAAAUAUGGGCAAAAAGUUGUAAAGGGAAAUCCAAACCCAAGGAGCUAUUAUAAAUGCACAAGUGCUGGAUGUUCAGUUAGGAAGCAUGUAGAAAGGGCCUCACACAAUCUGAAAUGUGUAAUUACAACAUAUGAAGGUAAACACAACCAUGAAGUGCCCGCAGCGAGAAACAGUAACCACAUAAACUCGAGUAGUGGUAAUGUACCUCAGGCUGCUGCCAAUGGUCAGCCAUCCCUGACAGUACGAAAUGCCCAUAUUCCCAAGCCUGAAACACAAGUACAAGAUCUUGCCCCGCAGUUUGAUAGGAAGCCUGAAUUUAGUAACGAGUACCUAAGGCCUACAUUUCCUGGGAAUUUUGCAAAUGACAUGAAGUUUGGAGCUCCCUCCAUCUACCAGAUGAAAUUUCCUCCAUUACAAGGUGUCAUGUCUUAUGCUUCUUUCGGACUAAAUCCUAAUCGCAAUACAACUCAGCAAGCUGGUUCUAUUGCACCUGUCAUGCCCGACUUCCCAAUGUCAUUACCAUUGAAUCUUCCAUCUUCCGGGAGUCUCUCUAUGGUUGGUUUUGAUUUCAACAGUGGUAAACAAUUUGCUUCUGUUCAGCCUAUACUCUCAGGGCAGCAACUGCAGGAGAGUGACAUGAAAUUCCUCCGGCCUAAACAGGAACAAAAGGAUGACAACAUUUACGAUGCCCUGGCCACAAAUGCAUCAUCACUUUCAUCUUCUUCAGUAUACAAUCGGGUUAUGGGAAAUUUUCCUCCUUAGUUCUUAUGUUUUGCUAGCAGUAAUCAACUAUAGUGACUGAGUUUUCAAUUCCCUACAAUUUAGUUGUUGUGGUAAUUUUUCUUCUUUGUUAUUUACAUAGAAACAUAUUAUGAAAAUGUAAAACAAAUUAAAUUGCAUAUAGUUGUGUAUCUAGUUAAUUCAUUAUAGUUUUCAAUUUUAUCAAUACAAAUAUAUAGUUCUAUCUUACUCUUA